CAGUCAGACCGACAAAAACAAUUUUUGCAAAUUCCAGAAAAAUAUACAUAAAAAUAAAAAACAUUUUGAAAAAUGAGCAAUUUUAUUAAUUUUAACAUGUUUGAAAAUUAUCAGAAAUAUAUUGAUAAUGAGCAGGAAAUACGUGAGAAAAUACGCGUUGUCGUACGUGAAAUUGAACACUUGGCCAAAGAAGCCACCAUACAGCUGCAAAUCAUACACUGUGAUUUAACUAAAAUUGAUUAUGCCUGCACUGAGGCCCGCAAACAAAUUUCACUGUGCGCUGAAAGCUACAAGAAAUUGGCGGAAAUUAUACCGGUGGGACAAUAUUAUCGUUAUUCUGACCAUUGGACGUUUAUUACUCAACGUUUGGUAUUUCUCAGUGCCAUGGUUGUAUAUUUAGAGGCCGGUUUUCUGGUAACUAGAGAAACAGUGGCUGAAAUGUUGGGUUUAAAAACCAAUCAUGCCGAUGGCUUUCAUUUGGACAUUGAAGAUUAUCUCAUGGGUAUACUACAGAUGGCAUCUGAGCUGUCACGUUUUGCUACAAAUUCCGUUACAAUGGGCGAUUAUGAUCGCCCUUUAAAUAUAUCGCGUUUUAUGGCCGAUUUAAAUUCUGGAUAUCGUUUGUUAAACUUAAAGAAUGAUGGCCUAAGAAAACGUUUCGAUGCUCUCAAAUAUGAUGUUAAAAAGAUCGAAGAAGUUGUAUAUGACAUCAGCAUAAGAGGACUUAGAAGCGGUAGUAAUAAUGACGCUGGUGCAGUUGAGGCCGUUGCUAGUAAUGAAGAAAACGUAUAAAUUUGUAUAUAGCACAUAUGCACUAUAAAUAUAAGUGAAUUAAUGUUUCGGUUUUUUUUUUAUUUUUAUUUUUUUUUUCAUAUUAAACUAUUCAAAAGAAAAUUGAAUUUUAAUAAAUAUAAAGGAAAUUAUUCCUAAUUCCAAAUAAAA
Molecule: messenger RNA, 942 nt
Organism: Calliphora vicina (urban bluebottle blowfly)
Lineage: Eukaryota; Metazoa; Arthropoda; Insecta; Diptera; Calliphoridae
Gene: trsn
Product: translin
Exons: 5
Coding region: 73-792 (239 amino acids)
Biological process (GO): RNA metabolic process
Cellular component (GO): cytoplasm; nucleus
Molecular function (GO): single-stranded DNA binding; sequence-specific DNA binding; RNA binding
Source: RefSeq, a predicted model, not a curated record